This is a messenger RNA of Protopolystoma xenopodis, 162 nucleotides long. NCBI's taxonomy places the organism in Eukaryota, Metazoa, Platyhelminthes, Monogenea, Polystomatidea, Polystomatidae. The record is from the annotation of a GenBank genome assembly.
AUGAACCCAGAUACUGUUCUUCGAGUGGGCAAAAUAUUCAAAACCUCCUAUGGCGGUGAUGGUGUGGAUUUCAUUGAUCAGCUUAAUUACCAGUUUACCGGCGGCCUUCUUGUUAUCUUUAUAGCAAUCAUCGGCAUCCGACAAUAUGUUGGUAAGUUUUAA